GUCCAGGAUCCUGGGUCAAUGGAGCAUGCAACGUGCCUGGAUUUCCAAAGAAAACACAAAAUGCAUAAUAUGCUGACAUAUCAUCAGUAUGCAAUUUUCUGCUCUUCUCUUCAUCUCAUCUAUAUCAGCAGCAGUUGGCAUGGUUCGUGUACUAGUUACCAAACCUGUAAUAUCCUACUGCCACCAGGCCAUCACUCUGCACUGCAAUGUAUCUCUAUCUGAUGGAAAGGGCCGUGAAUUCCAGGUUACUCAUCUAAGUUGGAUUAAAGAAUCAAAUAAAACAAUAUGCUCGGAAAGCAAUACAGCAAUCAGUGGUUUCUUCAGCUGCCAAUAUAUGGCAAACAAACAGCUGGUACUAACUAUUGCCUACCCAAAACCAGAUGACAUUGGACGCUAUGUCUGCAAACUGCGAUCCUCUCAUGGACAUACAAAUGCUGAUACCAAUGUGACACUGGAGUGUCCUCAGAUAAUUGUCCAGAUACAUGAAGAUGGGAACAGUGUGACAUGCAAGGUUGAGAGGUCAAACCAUGAUGGGUGCAUCCACUGGUUUCAUGGAACAGUCAAUCUAACAAGUCAAUCAACUCAGGACAUUUAUUCUGCUGUUGAUGGAUCAUAUACAGUGAUUAGUUCUCUCAAUGUCAGUUCAAACUGGAAAACGUACAACUGUUCAUACUGGGUUCCUCAAAUUGAGCAAUAUAUAGCAAGCAAGAACAUUGUUAUGAAACAUACAAAAUCUAACACACAGUCUUUCAAUAGUGGCAGAAGGCCUGAUCUGGUCUUCUGUUUGUGUCUCCUCUGGAUGCUUAUUCAGCAAUAAUGGCAGCAAUAACUGCAAAAAGCUAAUUUUGAACUUUACCAAUUAUAUGUUAAAAGAUUUGGUCUGCCUAGUCACAAUGAGGGUAAUAACCUGUGGAUAAUCUGAAAGAGAAUCUUUAAGUGGCUUGGGCUAGGAAAUAAAUCCAAUUACAUCAUAUAAAAAGAGCAUGUAUUGAUACAAAGAUAAAGCAACUAUUAAAUGAAUUUGAAUAACAUUACAAACUAAUGUAAAUAUUAAUGAAAGUUGGUCUGGGCAAUGUAACGAGUACAAAAACUCAUCCCAAGUCUCAACAAUAUUAACAGCCGGCCUACACCCUACUUUUAUUUUUAGCUUCCCUUUAUGGAGAAAGAACCUUAAGCCAGUGCGUUCAAAAUGUGAUUCAAUGUAGUUACAAGUGUCCGCUAUUAAAUCACAUAUUUCAGCUUGUUUCCACUGAGCGCAAACAAGUUCCAUCAGCAGAUUUACUGGACUUGUGUCCUCGGGAGUCAUUCUCCUGAGUCAGACUUUGCAUAGGCUACUUGGUAUUGAGAAACGCCGAAUGUUUCAGCGCUUGUUUCUUGUGACAAACAUGCCGAGAAGCAAGAACAAGAUCUGCUGUAUGUCAUCCAUUGUUGUUUACUAUGUCGCUUUCUUCACGCGAAAAUGCCGUUGACCGCUUCUUUCCGGCAAACACCACACCUAUCAACUAAGGGUACCGUUGGCAGUGGAAACGCAAGCCGGAUCAUGGUUUGAACCGUUCUGUACUGUACCGUACCGCUCAGUGGAAACGAGCCAUUUGUUAACUUUGCAGCACAAACAGAAAAUGCAUGGUUUAGUUUCAAACAAGAGGAGUGAAAUGUUACAAUUCACUUUGUCGUGCAGUGCAGAGUUUCCGCUAGAAAAAAAUGGUUUAGUUUAACGGACAUUUUUAUGAUAUGCCGGUCAAAUGUCGCCUCUUAAUAGUCAAGUUGAGGAAAACUGGAGGCAGGCUAUGUAACUUAAAAAAAAUGACAUAAUCAGGUCGUAUAGAAUGCAACAUGUUUAUUAGCAUAACUUUCAAAUAGACGAAAAACAUGAACGCCCUAUUUCCCGCUCCGCUCCGCUCACAUCAAGAGAAAUCUCCACAUCUUUUCCCGCCUGACUAAAGUUGCUUGGUUUGUAUUCAGCAUCCCCAAGCGAGUCUGCGAGCGCAGAGAGGGUUUUCUCUGCUGAUGGAGCUUUUUUUUAAGUUUGAGACAAUUUAAAUUGUCAUCCACGUGCUCUCUGCAAAAGUUAAGUUAGAUAUAGGCAUCUGGUGGCCUAAUAGUUAAAUAAUAAUAAAUAAUUAAUUUACCAAAAUUUAUUUAAUUUAACACGUUGAUGUUGAUGUAAAUGAUUUUUAUAUAAUUAGGCC
Pimephales promelas (fathead minnow) is the source of this 2189-nucleotide messenger RNA. RefSeq lists its product as uncharacterized. The record is from RefSeq and is a predicted model, not a curated record. NCBI's taxonomy places the organism in Eukaryota, Metazoa, Chordata, Actinopteri, Cypriniformes, Leuciscidae.